CACCUCAUCGACAUCACCAACACCCGCGCCCGCCACAUCGACUCUGCAACCACCAUGUCUGCACUACCCAGGUCAAUUGCAUCGCGGGUGCUUGCGCCUGCCCUGCGGUCCUCUGCCACCAGAGUCGCCGUCCCUUCGUAUCGCGCGUAUUCGACAAACGAGCCCACUCCGCAUGCACACAAGACGAGCCCCGAGGAUGCGCCCGCAGUAAAGCUCACCAGCUCUUCCACCCAGAUUCGCGAGGAAGGUGCCGCCGAAGGAAUGAGGAACCGUCCAGAUUACAAUGCUGCUGUCGAUUACCGCGUCUCCAACUUCUCCCCCAUCCCCAAGCGUGUCAUGGAUGGAAGUGAGCCCGGUGAAAGCGUACCCGCCGCUGUUCUUUCAGGUGCCCCAACCGACCUUCAGGCACGCACUGUCCGCAUCUACAAGCCCUCGAAGACAGCUACACAGUCUGGCACCUGGAACGCAUCACACUGGCUUAUGGACUGGGAUGUCCUUCCCAAGGGUCACCGAUGGGAGAACCCGCUCAUGGGCUGGCAGUCAUCUGCCGACUUCAUGAAUGGACACAGGAUCGAGUUCAAGUCCAAGGAGGAUGCCAUCAACUUUGCCAACAAGCAGGGCUACGAGUACUUUGUCCAGGAGCCCAACAAACGGAAGUUUGUCCCCAAGGCCUAUGCCAACCUCUUUACUCACAGCCCCAAGAAGCUCAAGAUUGUAUUGACCAAAUAAGAGUUGGAUUCAGGGGUCAAGGAGCAGCAUAUGUUUAUACUCGAUCAACUAGAAUUUCGAAUAUUUUUACGUAUCAAUGUCCAGUUGUGGUUGCUGAGUUGCCUUGAUGUUUGGACACAGCGGGCCCAAAGUGAUACUGCUUGCCUUUGGAGCGCCUGCAUUCUGUGUAUGUUCUAAAUGCACACACAGGUCAUCACUGUACCUUCCUAUCAUGUGUUCUCUUACCUCAAAUAUUUACCUUGUUGGCCAUAUGAACUUUCUUACAUUCUCAUCUUCAUUCAUCCCACAUCAGUAUCAAUUCACCGUCAUCCAGUCUCGCUACACAAUACCCCUCUCACCAUUAAUACGCA
Messenger RNA from Bipolaris sorokiniana ND90Pr, 1079 nucleotides. RefSeq lists its product as uncharacterized. The coding region runs from base 55 to 729 and encodes 224 amino acids. Lineage: Eukaryota; Fungi; Ascomycota; Dothideomycetes; Pleosporales; Pleosporaceae. The record is from RefSeq and is a predicted model, not a curated record. The transcript is spliced from 3 exons. Gene Ontology annotation, biological process: electron transport chain.